AUGACUCUCGACCACCUGGAAAGAAUAGCUCAUAAGAACAUUGAUGUAAGCCGCACAUGACUUUGAGACGCCAUCUGUGGCUACUCCACUCCACAUAUGUUUCCGCGUGUAUCUCAGACGACUCUUGGGCAUAUUCUUCGUCCCAAGGUCCCAGAGAUUCUUCGCUUCAUAGAAGAGAUCGCACAAAAGAUUUCUACCUAUAUCAUUCGAGUAAGAACACAGUUAGCUGUGAGGAAGUGAGAGAAAGCGAAAACUCUGUGUCUGAGCAGGGGAAUCACGAUUACGAGACGUAAGCCAGAGGAAGACUGAUUGUCUGACGGCUCCUUUGCGCUUGUCCUCAGUUUGACGAGGGAUUUUGUCAAGAAACACAUGCCCUCUGUCCACUACAGAAAAGGUGUGAGGCUGAAUGAGUGCACACCGACUAUCUCAUAGGCAUGUGCAUCCAUCAGAUGUCCUUGUGGAUUGGCGCCUCGUCCGCUUAGAGCACGGCCAGUUUGAGGAUCUUCUUAACAGACCCGGCCCUCUCUCGGACUACACGAACAAAACAAAGAGCAGUGGUGUGAGAGAAGUGGUUAGCCAGCUUCCUGUGGGGUUCUCUCAGCGCCCAUCCGCCGCGUACUGGCUGGCGAGAGCGGAUGCCACUCGAUGUGAGCUGGAGAGGUUUCACAAGGUGUACAACCCGUCUUCGAACGCCGUGCGCGAGACGACGGAGUUGGUGACCUCGAUCACUGAAUAUAUCCUGGGGAAACACUUCAAGGCAAGUGAACGAUUGACGUACUUUGUGUUGUAUGGAUUCAUUUAAUUCUUGGUGUUUGUAAUGUCAUUCUCUAUUCAGAAAGCCUACAUGACAAUGUUCCAGGAGCGAUUGCAGGCUGUCACCGAGAAUGGCGCACCGGGCCAGGACCUGGUCAAGAUUCUCAACAACGACGUCCGCGAGGAUCAAUUCCACCUUCGGAAGGGCACAAUUACAAUUAAAACGGUGGGCGCGCCUACCGGAGAGGGGCAGGAACGUCUCGUCUGUGUGUGUGUGUGUUUUUCUUUGCGGCCCCAGGUGGUGAGGGAGUAUGGUGAUCUUCCCAAAGUCAUGAAGAGGGAGCUCUAGUUGUCAAAGAGGGAAUCAAAGGCGC
This is a messenger RNA of Vitrella brassicaformis, 1127 nucleotides long. Lineage: Eukaryota; Vitrellaceae. The record is from the annotation of a GenBank genome assembly.